Molecule: messenger RNA, 849 nt
Organism: Rhizophagus irregularis DAOM 181602=DAOM 197198
Lineage: Eukaryota; Fungi; Glomeromycota; Glomeromycetes; Glomerales; Glomeraceae
Source: RefSeq, a predicted model, not a curated record
AUGGUACAAACGGUGAAAAGGAAAGUUAUAAAAAUCGACUAUGGGCUAGAGGAAGGGGAAGAGACUAGUGGAAAAAGGUGUGAGAGAGAAGAGAAAGAAAGAAUAAUUCCUUACGUCGAUCCAAAAAUUUUUAGUAAACGAAAAAAUAAUAAAAAUUCAACACAAUUAUUCUCAUAUAAUGAAAAGAAUGACAUAUAUAGUAUUGGUGUAUUGCUAUGGGAGAUAUCUAGCGGGAAAUCUCCCUUUUCUACCGAAGAAUAUGAUAUUGAUUUGACUAUAGAAAUUUCGCAAGGUCUUAGAGAAGAACCUAUUCUUAAUACAUCUGAAAAUUAUAUAAGACUUUAUAAAGGUUGUUGGGAUGGUGAGCCAGAUAAUCGACCAACAAUGAAUAUUGUCACUAUAACAACAAAUGAACAAAUAAUUAAUGAAAGCAUUUUAUCUAAAAGUAUAAUAAUUAAUGAAGGAAAAGAUGCACACAAAUAUAUUUUUGAUUAUUUUAAUAGUCAUAAUAUAAAAUCUCAUGAAAUUUAUAAUUGGUUGUUAAAUAAUCAAAAUGAUUUGGAUUCGAUUUUCUUACUUGGAUAUUUUAAUUAUAUAGGAAUUGAAUUCACGGAUAACAAGAAUUAUUCAUCAGGAAUGAAUUAUCUUGGUUAUUUUUGCGAAGAUGGCAUAUGGAUUAAAAAAGACACAUUUAAAUUAUCUAAACAAUCAACUGAAGGAGAAUAUAUCGGUGGAAUAAGGGAAUUAGGAUAUUGUUAUAGUUACGGAACUGGAACUAGUGUUAAUAAACAGGAAUCAUUUAAAUUAUAUCAGCAAGCAGCAGAUUUAGGAGAUAUGUAUACUUGGUGA